AUGGAAUAUAAUCAACAAUUAGCAGCAAAAUAUUCCGAUUUUUUCCAAUAUGUUACCGAUUUUGUAAAUGCACAUACUCCAGAACUCAAAGAAGAUUUACGGCUUCUAAGAAUGUAUUCUGCCCCGCUCUUUCAAAAAUAUUUAGAUAUGGCAAAUUUUACUAAUAAUAUUUUUACUGUAUGGAGAACUUUUAACGAUACUUACUUACGAUACAUAAAACUAUUUAAGCCAACAAAAGAAAUUGUCGAUAAAUUUUACGAGUUGCGUGAAUUAUUGGAAAAAGAAAUACUUAAAUAUUAUCCAGCCUACGCGAAUGAUAUGCAAAGAUUGUCAGACUUCAAAAAGCUCGUUUUGGAAUUCGAGAGAACACCAGAGAAGGAUAGAUCUUUAUAUUCGAAAAUAUUUGGUCAAUGUUACAUCCCAUACAAGAUAUGCUCCGAUAAAAGAUUAGAAGAAAAUUGUACUCCUUUACCCGAAGACACGUAUGGUAAAGUUUUUGGUUUUCUCUUAUAUCUUCAGGGUCCAGUCGUUAAAUUUAAAAGAGAACAAGAAGAAAAAGAAAAGAGAGAACAAUGGAAACGCUAUAUAGAAGAGGCCAAGAAGAAAAAGAAAUUGGAAGAGAGAAGAGAUUUGCAAAGUGUUGAAAUUGAACCAUAUCAUAAUGAUUUUGAUGGUCCAAUAAGAAGGUUAUACCAGCCACUUGUUUAA
Molecule: messenger RNA, 708 nt
Organism: Trichomonas vaginalis G3
Lineage: Eukaryota; Parabasalia; Trichomonadida; Trichomonadidae
Exons: 1
Coding region: 1-708 (235 amino acids)
Source: RefSeq, a predicted model, not a curated record